Molecule: messenger RNA, 3810 nt
Organism: Penicillium subrubescens
Lineage: Eukaryota; Fungi; Ascomycota; Eurotiomycetes; Eurotiales; Aspergillaceae
Product: ABC transporter ATP-binding protein
Exons: 6
Coding region: 1-3810 (1269 amino acids)
Biological process (GO): transmembrane transport
Cellular component (GO): membrane
Molecular function (GO): ABC-type transporter activity; ATP binding; ATP hydrolysis activity
Source: RefSeq, a predicted model, not a curated record
AUGGCUGACACGGCGAUGAGCGAACAAUCGGAAAGGACGCCGUGCUCGAACGAGGAGCGACAACGAAUCGAAUGCCAGACUCGCAUGGAAACACAAGAUCGGUUCGGAUACUGGUCCCUCUAUCGGUAUGCUGGUUCAGUCGAGAUUGCAGGAAUGGUUCUUUGUACCAUUUCUGCGAUAGGCGCGGGCGUGGUGACGCCUCUCAUGACGAUUGUAUUUGGCAAUCUAUCAAGUUCCUUUGUGGGGAUGGAGAGCCAGUCAUUUGAGUCGGCCGAAUAUCAGCAUCUCCUCCGACGCUAUACGCUAUACUUUGUAUACCUCGGCAUUGGCUCUCUGGCAACAGUAACUGCCAGUGUUUUUGGAUUUGGCUACCUUGGCUUUCGUCUAUCUUGUAAGAUACGCAGAGCCUAUUUCGCCAGCCUCCUCCGACAGAACAUCGCCUUCUAUGACCACACUGGCGCCGGUGAACUCGCUGCACGCAUGACCGUGAACAUCAACGCUAUCCAGGACGGCCUAUCCGAAAAGGUUGGCCUCACGAUAACUGGUCUGGCAACAUUUGUUACUGCCUUGAUCAUUGCCUUCGUGCGGUCCUGGCGACUCGCCUUGAUCCUGCUCUCGGUCGUCGCCGCCAUCAUACUCACCAUGGGAGGUGUCGGCAAAGUGAUGAAGCGCUUCCAGGCCCAAGCGCUGGAGACGUCUUCGGCCGGUAGCACGAUUGCACAGGAAGCCAUGUCCUCGAUGCGUAUAAUUAGUGCGCUGGGUGCCCAGUCUCACUUCGAGAAAAAGUUCACUUCAAGUAUGGCUGCCAGUGACCAAUUCGAGAUAAAGUGGCGGGCGACGCUGGGAGUACUCAUCGCCUUGAUGAUGUUCAUAAUGGUAACUCAGUAUGCACUCGCAUUCUGGAAGGGCUAUCAGUUCCUCGAGAACGGCGAAACUACUAUCUCCCGGCUCCUUACCACGAUCAUGGCCUCUAUGAUUGCCGGUGUCUCAUUUGGCCAUAUUGCGCCACAUAUGGGCAGCUUUGGUGCCGCUGCGGAGGCCAGCAACAAGGUCUUCAGCCUGAUCGAUCGCGAGUCACCCAUUGACCCGGGCUCGAUGGAGGGUCAACAGCUGUCCCACAUCGAGGGGACUAUCACCUUCGAGGACGUUACACAUUGGUAUCCCGCUAAUCUCGAGGGACCGGCAGUGUUGAACCGCUUCUCAUUGAACAUCCCGGCAGGCAAAACUACCGCCGUGAUCGGGGCAUCUGGAUCAGGAAAGUCCACCUUAGUCGCACUCUUGAUGCGAUUCUACCUACCAGCCAAGGGCUCCAUCCUGGUGGAUGGGCAUGAUAUAGAGCAGUUAAAUGUGCGAUGGUGGCGACAACAGGUUGCCCUUGUCAGCCAAGAGCCAGUGCUAUUCAACGCCACGAUUUUCGACAACAUUGCAUACGGUAUGAAAGGUGCUGAACCCAAGAAAUUGGACCAUGGAUCACGACAGCAACAGGUGACCGAGGCUUCCAUCGCAGCCAAUGCCCAUGAUUUUAUCUGCCGUCUUCCCCAAGGCUACGACACCAUGGUUGGAGAGGGCGGCGCACUGCUGUCUGGCGGACAGAAGCAGCGAAUCGCGAUUGCGCGUGCUCUGGUAUCCAACCCUCGCAUCCUGCUUCUGGACGAGGCCACUGCAGCACUGGACAGUCUUUCAGAGCUGUCGGUGCAGUCUGCCUUAGACACUGCGUCUCACGGCCGUACAACCAUCGUCAUUGCCCAUCGAUUGUCCACCAUCCAGAAGGCUGAUAACAUCGUCGUGAUGGCGGCUGGGCAGAUCGUUGAGCAAGGUUCACACGAGGAGUUACUCAGCCAGAGUGGCAUGUACUUCUCCAUGGUUCAGGCCCAGGGGUUGCAGGAAACCCGGGAUCAAGAGCGCGCUGGAUCAGAUCGGGUGUCUGUCUCAUUAUCCGGGGUAAAGGAUAAUCUAGAGGUUGAUGGAUCACGAUCGUCCGUUCACGAAAUUCCGUCCAGCAUUAACAUGAACGAAGCUAUCCAUGACACCAACAAUAAUCAAGUCGGGGGACCUCAGGGCUUGCUGUCUUUCAUUUGGAGUAUGGGCAUGCCGGAACUCUGUAUCACCCUGGGUGGCUUUGUGAGCGCCGCAUUCGCUGGCUGCGUGUACCCAGUCCUCGGCAUCAUGUUUGGAAACGUGGUAUUUGCGUUGACGCCGACCAGUCGGGGCAGUAGUUCCUUAUCGGUGAAUUUUUGGGCUGGUAUGCUUUUCAUGCUUGGCAUUCUGGCGCUUGUCUUCUACUUGGUUCAGGGUGUGGCAUUCGCCAUCACGGCCGCGCGGCUGAUCCGUCGCAGUCGAAGUCGCGCCUUCGCCGCAGUGCUCCGACAAGAUAUUUCCUUCUUCGACAGGAAUGAAGAGACAUCGGGUGCAUUGGUAUCGUUCGUGACCACAGACAUUCAGGCCAUAGCAGGAAUCAGCGGCGCGACGCAGGGCGCGGUCGUGAACUUCGUGUUCACUCUGAUUGCAUCGAUCGUCAUUGCCUGCUCGUUCGGCUGGAAACUCGCUAUUGUUUGCAUCUCGACCAUGCCAUUGCUUCUCUUCUGCGGAUUUCUCCGGACAUGGAUUCUGACCCGGCUGGAACGUCGUACCCGUCAAAGUACCGCAGCAUCAGCCCUCGCCUGCGAGGCUAUCAACGCGAUCCGGACGGUAGCCGCCCUAGCGCGAGAAGAGGCCUUGUCACAGUCAUAUGAUGAAACCCUCGUUAGGCAAGGACCGAAAUCUCUUCGUGAUCUGCUGCAAUCGUCCUUCCUAUACGCGCUCUCACAAUCGCUUUCGCUAUUCGCCAUGGGCUUGGCUUUCUGGUACGGCGGGACUUUGAUCGCACAUGGGGAGUAUACGGUGAAACAAUUCUUCAUUUGCUUUGUAUCCGUCAUCUGGGGCUCGCAAGCAGCUGCAGGGAUUUUCUCCUUUGCUAAUGAAAUUGGAAGUGCGCGACAGGCCACAGAGCGGCUGCAGGAUCUGUUGUCUCGAACGCCAUCUAUCGACUCCUGGUCGCCGGUCGGGCUGCAAGAUGAUAUCCAUGGCGACAUUCAGCUGCGCGACGUUUAUUUCCGGUACCCAGGACGCCCAGAGCUGUCUAUACUGCGAGGAGUGACCUUGAAGGCAAAGCGUGGCCAAUUCGUUGCUGUAGUAGGUGCGAGCGGCAGUGGGAAGAGUUCGAUAUUUGCUCUUCUGGAGCGAUUUUACGAUCCAAACUCCGGAUCUGUGGAAGUGGACGGCCGUCCAGGAUCGCAGUAUCAUCUCCAACACUAUCGCCGACAAAUUGGCCUGGUUAGCCAAGAAACUGUGCUCUUUUCUGGGACCAUCUGGGACAACAUUGUGGCUGGACUGGACAAUGUCCUCCGAGACGAGGUGAUUCAGGCUUGUAAAGAUGCAAAAAUCUACGAUUUCAUUAUUUCUCUUUCAGAAGACUUCUCGACAUUCGUUGGCACUAAGGGCUUCCUGCUUUCCGGUGGCCAGAGGCAACGACUUGCCAUAGCUCGAGCACUGCUGCGACGGCCUAAAAUCCUAUGCCAUAUCAGAUUGCUAGACGAAGCAACUUCUGCAUUGGACUCGGAAACGGAGCUUGCGGUGCAAGUGGCAAUUAACCGCGCUGCUCAUGGUCGUACAACAAUUGCCAUCGCGCAUCGCCUCAGUACCAUUCAACAUGCGGACUGGAUCUACGUCAUGGAUGCCGGACGAGUGGUGGAACAAGGUACCCAUACGGACCUUAUGAGGAUCGGCGGAAGAUAUUGGCAUCUAGCCCAGGCGACAGUCACGUCUUCGUAA